CGAAUUCACUCUCUCUAAACUCCCUUGUAAAAGCACCCGUGCAUUCUCCGUUAUAAUAUAAAUUGGGCUACAGGUGUUCCACCUAAAGUCCUACCGGUCAAUCUGCGUGUUUUUACCUUUCUCACUUUACCAAAUCAAGCAAACUAUUCUAGACCCGAUCUAGUAUAGUUUGACCGGUCAAGUAAUUUACACCAUCAUUUUUGGCGCCACCCGUGGGACCGUUAAGGUUUCUUCUCUUCUAAACACAAACCUACCCACAAAAACACCAUUCAAAAUGUCUUCAAGCCAACAAAUCAACGCUACUUCCACUCAGGUGCAAGCCACCAAUGAGGGUACCAGCAUCCCUGUGGCUGCUACCCUGCCGGUCAUUUCUGCCCCAGUGUUGCCUUUGGGUCUGAGCUCUGUCCCAACGCCUAGCGUGAUCAGCCCAUUCACGACCCUCGUCCCUUCUGCUAGACCGAGGGUCACGUUCCCACCAAGCAUGACUCAGUUCAUGAAUGACCCUGCCAACCUACAAGCCAUCCAGGGCUUUGGCCAGGUCAUGGCCAUGUGCCAACAGAAUGGGGGGAUGCCUUUUCUUCCUGGGCCGUCGCGUCCCCCGCAAGGUACGAAUCCGCAAGUCACCCCUGAUGGUCAUUGCGUCUCAAUUGAGAGUGAUGACGGCGAGUGGGACAUUCCGAGGGCCCACAAGAAGAAGAAGGAAAAAACUAUCCGCCCAGCAACUUCCCGAAACUCCGCCUUCGAAAGGCUAGGGGACAGGGAAGAGGGCCAAAGAAAGUCAGCCAAACAGAGGCUGGGGCAGAGCGUCGCCCAUGUCAGCGCAUUUGCCCGGUUAGGUGAGGCCAAGUUCCAGGAGAAUUGUACUAAGAGGAAGAAAUUCACCUAUCUUAGUACAGCCGGGCAGAGGGAGUCUGAGAACCUUACUCAGUUCCUUACCCGGUGGAAGGAAGAGGUAGACAAGGUGGAAGAGAUGGAUGACAAGACCGUCUUAUCCCUCCUCUUGAAUGGCUUGCGUGCCGGGGAACUAUACAAGGAGUUCUGCCGGAAACCCCCGGCCACGUACCAAGAGGCCUACCAUACUGCAUGGGAGUUUGCUGAGGCUGAAACUCAACUCCGGGCGAAGAAAGAAGCCGAGCAUGGUUACAAGCCCAAGCCGGUGCAAGUCAAGAAGGAAGAAGCACCGGGACCUAACCGGCCUAGACACCACUAUGACCCGGUCGUCCGUAUGGUCAAUACGGAAGAAUGCCAAGAAAUCCGGAAAGCACCGGUCAUUCCUCCAGAAAACCCUACCGGUCAAACAGGGCGGCAGUGGUCGGGCACCUAUUGUUCGUACCUUAGGCCAGCUGCCCCGGGAGAUGACCGAGACAACGACCGACGGAGGAAUAGCCGGCCAAGGGAGCGGCAACCUGCUCCCGAAAAAGAGCACAUCGGCAUGAUCUUCGGCGGACCUGAGGGUGGAGAUUCAGCCGCGCAGUGGAAGAACUGGGUCCGGAGCAUUUACGUUGGUGAGGUAAGUGCUGAACCGCUCAGGCGUAAGCAUACUAGAAGGGAGCCGAUUGUCUUUACCGACCGGGAUCUCCCUCCUACCGGUGAAGAUCACAAUGAUCCAUUGGUCAUCACCAUGGACAUUAAUGGGGUGGAUGUCGCCCGGGUACUUGUUGACACCGGCAGCAGUGUCAACAUCUUAUACCUCGAGACUUUCCAAAAACUCAGGUUGUGUCGGACACAACUUGAACCCCUCAAAACCCCUCUCUCAGGCUUCAUGGGAGACACCGUUGAAGCUGAAGGAUCUAUUGUUCUACCGGUCGAACUAGGAUCAGGUGAGAAGACCGUGUGGAAAAAGAUGCGGUUCAUUGUUGUGGACAUUAAGUGCGUCCACAACGCAAUCCUUGGGAGGCCAGGCAUCAACAGAGUCGGGGCGGUGAUUUCCAUGCCUCAUCUAUGCAUGAAGUUCCACACUCCAGGUGGUGUGGGUGAAGUGAAGGGUGACCAGAGGAAUGCCCAGGAAUGCUAUGCCCGGGCAAUCAAGAAGAUGACCAAGGGGGUCAAUGUCAUCUCCCAAGAAAUCACAAAGGGAGAGACUCGGGAGAAACUGGAGCCCGAGGCCGAGACGGUGGAAAUCGAACUUCACCCGGGUGAUUCGUCAAGGAUGGUCAGAAUUGGAGCAAAUCUCCCCGAGGAUCUCAAGGCAGAGAUUUCACGGGUCCUACAAGAAUACGCGGGCAUAUUCGCAUGGAGCGUGGCAGAUAUGCCCGGAAUAGAUCGCUCUGUUAUCUGCCACCGGUUGGCCGUGAGGGAAGGAAGUCGACUGAAGCCCAUUUAUUAUGUGAGCAAAGCACUAAACGGAGCUGAGAGUAGGUAUACGGUGAUGGAAAAGACAGCCUAUGCGCUUUUCAUCUCCGCGAAAAAGUUAAAAUCCUACUUUCAAGCUCACCCGGUGGAAGUCUUGACUGACCAACCGCUGGGUGUAGUGUUGCGAAAUUCAACAUCCUCCGGGAGGAUGGUGAAGUGGGCGAUGAUGUUAACUCAAUUCAACAUUGAGUACCGGCCAAGGUCAGCAAUCAAGGGACAAGCCCUUGCUGACUUUCUGGUAGAAAUGACCGGUCUAACUCCAGACCUACCGGUCAACAAACCCGCUGAGCAAUGGUGGGAGAUGGCAGUCGAUGGGGCAUCCGGUCCUAGAGGAUACGGGGGUGGUAUCGUGUUCACCACCCCAGAAGGGUUCAGGAUCUACCAUGCAAUCGUCUUCAACUUCAAGCUGACGAACAAUGAGGUAGAGUAUGAAGCUCUGGCUGGAGGGCUCAGGCUUGCCCAAGCCCUGUAAAUCAGCCGGGUCAGUAUCAAAUCUGACUCUAGCCUGAUCGUUGGGCAAGUGACUGGAAACAUGGAGGCAAGAUAAGGACGCAUGGCACAAUAUAAGGACCUUGUACUU
Molecule: messenger RNA, 2932 nt
Organism: Cuscuta campestris
Lineage: Eukaryota; Viridiplantae; Streptophyta; Magnoliopsida; Solanales; Convolvulaceae
Source: the annotation of a GenBank genome assembly